CAAUAUUAAGAUCAUAUACUUCCAUCUUAGCAUAUGAAGGACAAAAUGAAAUUUAUUAUUUCCGUUAAAUAUUUUAUUCUCCUGCUUUGGAUUUACAAUGUGGUUGCAGAACAACUCGACUUAGGUGAUGAUUUCAAUUUUAUACCUAUAACGCAGCAACCAUUAGCGUACUUCCCUCAGCCACGUAUAGUUGGAGGACAAAAUGCUAAAAACAAUCAGUUUCCAUACCAAAUUUCUCUGCGACUAUAUAAUUACCAUAUUUGCGGAGGUUCUAUAAUAUCACGAAAUUAUGUAGUGACUGCCGCUCACUGUGUUACCACAGGUUCCGGAAGCACUAUUAGAAACACAUCACUUUCAAUGAUGACAAUUCGAGCAGGAAGUAGAGAAGUAAACUCUGGUGGGAUAAUUGUUGGAGUAUCUAAAGUUAUUGUGCAUCCAGAUUAUAAAAAUUUUAACAACGAUAUAGCAGUCAUAAAAUUAUCAAAACCUUUGGAAUUAAGUGGAAGCAUACAACCUAUAGCCUUGGCAAAACAAAAUCCGAAAUCUGGUGUAAAAGUUGUGACAAGUGGCUGGGGUCGUUUACGAACAGGAGGUGAUACACCACAAAUUCUUCAAUUUAAUACAUUAACUUCGAUUAGUAAUGCUGAAUGUAAACGUCGAAUUGGAAAUGUUGCAACAUCUAUUUUAUGUCUAGGCCACACUAACGACAAUGGUGUUUGCAAUGGCGACUCUGGAGGUCCAGCGGUUUAUAACAACCAACUAGUUGGUGUUACUAAUUUCAUUGUUGGUGGAUGUGGAUCUAAUGCUCCUGAUGGCUACGCUAGUGUAGCCUUCUUUUCAAGCUGGAUUCGAAACAAUACAGAUUUGAAAUAAUUUUAAAUUUUAUUUAAUAAACUAAGUGGCAAUGGUAAAAAUUA
Messenger RNA from Lucilia cuprina (Australian sheep blowfly), 917 nucleotides. Its product is annotated as serine protease SP24D-like. The transcript has 2 exons. Gene Ontology annotation, molecular function: serine-type endopeptidase activity. Bases 34 to 873 code for a protein of 279 amino acids. Lineage: Eukaryota; Metazoa; Arthropoda; Insecta; Diptera; Calliphoridae. Gene Ontology annotation, biological process: proteolysis. The record is from RefSeq and is a predicted model, not a curated record.